GGCCCUCCAGAGAGAAGCUGCUGCGAGGCACUCCAGAGCUCAGCUUCCCGGGUUUGUUUUUUUUUUUUCUUGAAGUUCCUUGCGAUUAGCAGGACCAGAGUCUGGGAAGCUUCUAGGCUUCCUGUGCUAUAGACUGACCCCUUACCUGACACUUCCAGAUAGAUAACUAGCCUGUGAGGGGGGCCCUCUCAAAGAGUCACGCAAAGCGGGGGCCCCAAGUCUUUGCCUGAAGUCUUUCACGGCUAAGUCACUUGACAAACUUGACAAGCAGCAAAAAGAAAAAAGAAAAAAAGAAAAAAAAAAAAAAAAAAGCUCCCAGAAAACAAACCAAGAGGAAGAAGAGGGAAGGCGAAGGCUGAAGCCUCCUCCUCCAUGGCUUUUCCCACUCCCGCUGUCGUUCCAGCUGUAGCCUGGGAUUAAUUAAGUGCUGUGAAUUCAGUGCCUGGGAGAGAAGAGGAAAAUGCACUGUAUCUCUAAGGAAGGAAGGAGUCCAGAGACGGUUUCUCAGCAGUGAGGAACCUUAGGCGGUGCAGCGGUCUCAUCUCGUCGCCAGUGUUUUGUGCAGGGGCUGGGAAAGCCAGAGAGGCUGUGCCAGGCUGGAGGAGGUUUGUCUUUCCAAGGCUGGAGAGGAUUUCACGCGGGUUUGCCUGCAGCUGCCCGGGAAGAAAUUCCCCUCUGGUGGCAGCAGCAGCAGCAGCAGCAGCAGGAACAGCAGCAGCAGCGACGACGGCGGCAGCCCUACCUCCUCUUCUGGGGAACAGGGCAGAAUGCCUGUGCUAGAGCGGUACUUCCACUCUGCAGAACUAGGCAGGAGGUGGACGGCCCCAGAAGCAGUGCUACCCUCUUCCCUUGGCAGCAGGCCGGGGUGCCAGCAGGGGCCGCUACCCUGGGACUUGCCAGAGAUGAUCAGGAUGGUAAAGCUGGUUUGGAAGUCCAAAAGUGAGCUACAGGCAACCAAACCGAGAGGCAUUCUGGAAAAUGAAGAUGCUUCCCACAGCUUCCCAGGAGAUGUACGACUAAGGGGUCAGACGGGGGUUCCUGCCGAACGCCGUGGCUCCUACCCAUUCAUUGACUUCCGUCUACUUAACAAUACAACACACUCAGGGGAAAUUGGCACCAAGAAAAAGGUGAAAAGACUGUUAAGUUUCCAAAGAUACUUCCACGCAUCUAGGCUUCUCCGAGGGAUCAUACCGCAGGCCCCUCUCCACCUGCUGGAUGAAGACUACCUUGGACAAGCAAGGCAUAUGCUCUCCAAAGUUGGAACGUGGGACUUUGACAUUUUCUUGUUUGAUCGCUUGACAAAUGGGAACAGUCUGGUAACUCUGUUGUGUCACCUCUUCAACUCCCAUGGGCUCAUCCACCAUUUCAAGCUUGAUAUGGUGACCUUGCACAGGUUUUUGGUUAUGGUUCAGGAAGAUUACCACGGUCACAACCCAUACCACAAUGCUGUCCACGCAGCCGACGUCACCCAGGCCAUGCACUGUUACCUGAAGGAGCCAAAGUUGGCAAGCUUCCUCACACCUCUGGACAUCAUGCUUGGACUACUGGCUGCAGCGGCGCAUGACGUGGACCACCCAGGGGUCAACCAGCCAUUCUUGAUCAAAACUAACCACCACCUUGCCAACCUGUACCAGAAUAUGUCGGUACUGGAGAAUCACCACUGGCGAUCUACAAUUGGCAUGCUUCGAGAAUCACGGCUCCUGGCUCACUUGCCAAAGGAAAUGACACAGGAUAUCGAACAGCAGCUGGGCUCCCUCAUCUUGGCCACGGACAUCAACAGACAGAAUGAGUUUCUGACCCGCUUGAAAGCUCACCUCCACAAUAAAGAUUUGAGACUGGAGAAUGUACAGGACAGACACUUUAUGCUUCAGAUCGCCUUGAAGUGUGCUGACAUUUGCAAUCCUUGUCGUAUCUGGGAGAUGAGCAAACAGUGGAGUGAAAGGGUCUGCGAGGAAUUCUACAGACAAGGUGACCUUGAACAGAAGUUUGAACUGGAAAUCAGUCCUCUUUGUAAUCAACAGAAAGAUUCCAUCCCUAGCAUACAAAUUGGUUUCAUGACUUACAUCGUGGAGCCGCUGUUCCGGGAGUGGGCUCGGUUCACUGGGAACAGCACCCUGUCGGAGAACAUGCUAAGCCAUCUCGCGCACAACAAAGCCCAGUGGAAGAGCCUGCUGUCCAAUCAGCACAGACGCAGGGGCAGCGGCCAGGACCUGGCGGGCCCAGCGCCUGAGACCCUGGAGCAGACGGAAGGUGCCACGCCCUAAGGUAGCGGUCCGCUGGAGCACGGCCAUCUGUCCGUCCACAGGAGCACGGCCAUCCGUCCGACUGCCCUCGCAACAAGCCCACCACGCUGGGUUUCGAUGCCACCCGCCUGCCACUUACCGCCUCCCUUCGUUGAUCCAAGUGUACAAAGCCAUUGUCACCUCAGCAUUAGCUGCCGAAAUGGGCGGCUCUAUCCUGUCGUUGGAGCUGAUUCUGGGGCGGCUGCCCCAACCGAACCGCCUGGAAGAAAGAAAGCGGUGUUUCUGCUACGUCUGCCUCUGGCCCUUGGUCACGCGGACUGGCAGUGGCUCCUAAGUCCAGAGCAUUUUAACGUUCGCCAUCGGACAGCUGACCUGCAUGACACCAGCAUACUUGGAACUGCAAGAUUGGUCUUGCGUGCCAGAGCACAAACGAAGAGUGUGAGAGAAAGUACCUUCUAUUUUAAUAAUAAUUAUUAUUAUGAAAUAAUAAAUCUUUUUAACUUUUAUAUUUCAUGCACCAGACAAUGGGUCUAAAACUUUGGACUAGUAAUAUCGGCGUACCCAAACCUAAGAGGGGAUUCAUUGUUUUGCUAUUGACUCUGUGCCACAUUGGGUCCGAGAUGCGGCACCAUUGCGAUUUAUGAAACCACGCGACCCCUCCCAUCUGGUGGAAGGUGCUGUACAGCCCAUCCCUUUGCACAGUUAGCCAAUCCGUGUUUUACGGAUUCAGUGACCUGUUUAUAUUCACACGUGUACAUUUUCUGUAAAUACCAAACGCUACUGAUUCCCAUGCCAAAAUACACGAGUAUUAUGGGAUUGCUACCUGUAUAAACAAUGGCACUGUGAACAGAAUACUGUUAGUUUUAAUACAAGAGAAUGCAUUUGUAAAUAUGGUAUAGAGUUUAUUAAUAUACUGUUGUUCGCAGAUAAAGGCCUUAACUUUAAACAUUUUUCCUCUUCCCAAAACUGCCCAACCUAAAUCCUUACUGAUCUACCUGCCCCCAUCUCUGGUGACCAUCUCCGCUUUCCUGCUAAGGUCACAAGCCACAACUGAGUACCAUCUUGAAGGAAACUUUUUUUUUUUUUUUUUUUUUUUUGGAAGCCUCUCAUGCAUUGAGAAUGUAGUUUUAAAUCUAUGGCACUAAGUAUGGUUUCCUCAGAUUAAUGAUUCGCUUCCAGCAAGAUGUAAAUCACUUUCCAGCACAGCGAUGUCGCACACCGUUUUAACAAGCUGGGAAGCUUGUGUUCAUGCGACUCCUGUUGUGGAGCACGGGGUACAUCAACCUCACGGAAGACACAGCAGGUCUCAAAAGUCUUGUAUGACCCUGUCACCUAACCAUCAGGGAACUCCCUGCCCCCAUGCCACGCAUUUGUCUGAUAUGGCUACAAUACCAAAGUCUCUUUGGUCCAUGGUCGGUUGGUGUGCGUUUCUUUGGUGUUGAUAGUAACUGGAUUAUUUCCUUUUUUUUUUUUUUUUUUCUAUAGUUUCAUGUGAACAGCUGCCCAACUGUUUGGCUGAAUUUAAUAUUAUUUAAGUAAAGAAGCUAUUUCACUUUUAUCGGAGACUUUAGCUUUCCAGCAGAUCAAUGUGGUUCAUCACGGCUGCAGCUAGCAGACUCAGCUUGGAAUUGUCGUCAUCUAUCUGCAGAUGCUCGGCUGUAAAAAUCCAGCGUGGACGCAUUCUUCCCCAGCUGAACUGUGUGUUGAGCCUUUCCUUCAUGCGUUCUAGCGUUAACUGAUGUUAUAUGGAACCUGCCAAUGCUUCUUUCUCUUUACCUUAAGUCGUAGGAGAGGGAGCAUUUCUGCCAUGAUCAAGCCACUUCUGAAGCGGAUAGCAACAGGCAGCUCUUACUUCCUAAGUGCAACUAAUGUGGGGCCCCCUGUUUCUCCCAACGCAAGUAAAACGUUAAAAACCUGCCUGGCUUGGAACACGUUUCUACAGAGAGAGGGGCUUACUGAGUUAAGGUUGUGGAAGGAAUUGGAAAGUUGAUUAUAUUUUUCACUAGUGUAAGCAAGAUUGUCAGAUGGGACUAAAGAAAGUCUGAAGAAUUUGUGAAGUGGGUGGAUGGCGCCGACGUCACUGAUAUGGGUGAGGAGGGAAGUUGUGCACACAGCACUAACUUCUGUUUCCUGAAGCAGCUAUGGACUGACAUACAUCUUCAUUGCUAUGGUAUUCUGAAGCUCUGGGCUUAUGCAAGGCCUCACAUGAGAAUGCAGCAGAAAGAUUCCUGCUUCAAAACCUCUUGGUUUUUGGAUUGUAGACAUCUGUUUUUAUGCAUAUGAGAUCAAAACAAGGAGAUUUGCUCAGGAUGACAAAAUGUAAACAGUAAAGAAAACAUUGUUUUUAGCCAAUAGAGUCUCUACCUGGAGUUUAGGAACUAGAUUUGCUUAAGCUACAAUUAUAUUGUAAUUGAAUUAGGAUAGGGCAUUCUUGGUAGUUCCAGGUUUAUAGGGGAAAGGUUUUCAUCAUGUUGUAAUUGAGUCUUAAAGAGGAGUCAAGAAAUCAAAACUACCAAACACCUAAUGGUUAAAACACAAGAAUAAUAAAAAUCAGAAAUAAAGUGGAGCCUGACUCAUGAGGUGGACGUGCCUGUAUGUUUCUACUGUCUGGAAACUUCGUGAGCUCCUCACGUGUUGAGAAAAAAUUAACUGUGAAAACUCUUUUCUGCCUGCUAAUGGCUCUCUUGGAAUAAUUUAAUACAAGUUAUCCAAUAAGUCUUGGGGACACGGCCCAUGGAUCAAUAUAGUUUUAACAUUUUUAGUCUUAGUCUGCUAGCCCACCUAGGUUGUGGAUCAUCAAAUUGAUGACUUUAGAAAGGAAGAACUCAGAGAACUUUCUUAAUACGACAUCAAGAUCUCAGAGACACAGAGAGAGGAGAGAGAGAGAGAGAGAGAGAGAGAGAGAGAGAGAGAGAGAGAGAGAACAUGAAUACAUCACUACUAUCAGGUCUGAUGAUCAAAGCCUACUUUUCUUUGCAGCCAUCCAAUCCGCAGUCAGACCUGAUACCCGAAACCCUGACAACCCAUACUUCCCGGUUAGGUUAAGUAAAAACUAGUUGUUUCUCCUCUCUGCUUACAGCUUCCCUCAAAGGGCCUUAGAGGACAUCUGCAACCCCGCCUUCAAAUAGUCCUUCCUGUAAAACAUGGAGCUUUGUGGCCUUUUGUGUUGAAUCAAAUAUGCUCACUGGCGUUGACUUGGUUAUGAGCUUGUAUUCCUCAUGCUUUCUUCUUUUAAGACUGUAAAAUUGUGUCAUCUUGUGUACACAUGUAAAGUUUGGGGGAGGGGGAACCUUGUGAGUUUUGCUCAAAAUGUGGCCUAAAUAU
This is a messenger RNA of Mus pahari (shrew mouse), 5567 nucleotides long. RefSeq names its product phosphodiesterase 7B (gene Pde7b). Lineage: Eukaryota; Metazoa; Chordata; Mammalia; Rodentia; Muridae. The transcript is spliced from 12 exons. The record is from RefSeq and is a predicted model, not a curated record. Bases 768 to 2264 code for a protein of 498 amino acids. Gene Ontology annotation, molecular function: 3',5'-cyclic-AMP phosphodiesterase activity.